Patella vulgata (common limpet) is the source of this 6359-nucleotide messenger RNA. RefSeq lists its product as uncharacterized. The coding region runs from base 242 to 1504 and encodes 420 amino acids. The record is from RefSeq and is a predicted model, not a curated record. The transcript is spliced from 4 exons. Lineage: Eukaryota; Metazoa; Mollusca; Gastropoda; Patellidae.
UUUGAUAUUUUCCGAAAAAUGCAAAUCACGCUGAUUUCGGUAAGUAUUUAACCGGAUCCGUCUAGCUGCGGUCGAUUCCGGUAUAUUUAUGUUGGUGUCGGUAAUGGUUUCAACGUCUGGAUGAUAAGGAUUACUGAGUUGCCCACCUGACCUGAAAGAUGGCGGACCUCGAAGAAGCCACUGAAUUAUUGAAAAAAUGCGAUGUAAAUGAGGUGGCAAAGCUUACUCAUCUUGUGGCAGAAUGGUGGAUACAGAUGGCAGAGGAUACAGGCAAGGCAGUAUGGUGGAUACAGAAUGGUGGAUACAGAAUGGUGGAUACAGAAUGGUGGACACAGACGGAAGAGGAUGCAGGCAAGGCAGUAUGGUGAUCUGUUUGGCGGAGUGGGAAAGGGAAGUUCUGCCACUCUGUCCAUUAAAACCAGAUUUCUAUGGGCGGUUUUUAGAUGACGUUUUCAUAGUCUGGACCUACACACUAGACGAAUUUUGGACGUUUUUCAACAUUCUGAACAAUCAUCAUCCAUCUGUCAAAUUAACCGCAAAUGUAAGCCAUAACAGCAUAGAUUUCCUUGAUACUACCGUCUUUAAAAGUAACAACACCAAAAUCACCGGCCAAUUGGAAACUAAAGUAUUUUUCAAAGAAACCGACACACACCAAUUAUUGUUCAAAAGCUCCUUUCAUCCAAAACAUACAUUCUCUGGCAUCAUAAAAUCUCAGAUUCUCCGUUUUCAUAGGAUAUGUACUCAGAAGACCGACUUUGAGUCAGCAUGUACAUUGGUAUUUAGCAAACUAAGGGAAAGGGGAUACUCCAAACGCUAUCUACGACGUAUAAAAAACAACACUCUAGCUGAGCUUGCCGCCAAAGAAACAAAUAAUAUACAAUCAGCACAUAAAACCAAAAUUUGUGGCCAUCCAAGAUGUCAAACAUGCAAAAUCUUAAACAUAUCCGACCAUUUCCAUAACAAAACAUCUGGCACAAAAUUCCCAAUAUUAGACCAACUUUCAUGCAGUAGUUUAAACAUAAUUUAUCUAAUCUUAUGCAGAAAAUGUGACAAGCAAUACGUAGGGGAGACUCAAAAUGCACUUAGGGAAAGAAUUAACGGUCACCGGUCUGACAUAGUCACCAAAAAAGACAAACCUGUCUCAAUUCAUUUCAACCAACCAAAUCAUGACAUUUCUGAUCUCAUUGUCACGCCAAAAGAAAAGACCAAAAGCGACUUUGAAACUUCAGAAGAAAUUAAAACGUUUAGGCUAACAAGAGAAAAAUUCUGGAUUGACAAAUUGAAAACAACAGCCCCCCUAGGUUUGAAUAUUCAUACGGCUAGCGCAAUAGCUCCUUUUGUAGUUCCAUUUAGCGCAACAGCAGCAAGUGCGUCCAAAAUCAUCAGAAAACACUAUACGGAUCUCCAAGAAAAUCACCCGAAAAUAUUCACACAGAAACUUAUAAUUGCAUAUUCUAAAAAUAAAAAUCUGAACGACAUCCUAGUGCACAGUAAAUUAGAUUAAAUAAGACCAGUCUCCACCCUGACCCAAAACAAACCAUAUAUCAAAUCCUAUGCCUAACCGUUAGUAAUUAAAAUCAAUUAGAUAUAAGAAUCCCUAGCCGUAACCCGGUGAUGUGGAACAAACACGAUUUUUUUAGAAAAUCCAAUCCGUUGUAGGAAACACACUAAUGUGGCUCUCUCCCGAGAGCCUCAAAUUUAUUUUCUUUUUUCUUCAGAAACAAUAAUACCAGAAUACCAGAAGCACCACCCAAGGAAGACCAUCAGCGCCACCAACACCAAUAAACAGUGAAAUCGCCUUUGUAUAUAAAUGUAAUGUAUUGUGCCAGGGUAAUGUUUCAUAGAGUGGAAUGAUUGACCUCAACACAAGUAUUAAAAAAAGAAGCAAAACAGGUCUACAUCUCAAAACCUGAUUUCUUCCUGGACUGGCUUUAGUAGAACGAUGAUGCAUAUCAAUUUCAUCCCUGAUCUCUAUGACACCUGUGGUGGAAGUGGAGGGCAAAUCGUAAUCAAUUCGGGUUCCAGCCCCGAGGACCUCUGUAAACUUUGCUUUUUGGUGAUGACUUCAUUUCCAAGCUUGAAAAGGACGCCCUUGUGUUUAUCAUGGCCUCUCAUAUUGGAAGAUAACAUAAAUGGCUUGUGUGUUGAUCGACGGUUGUGCAUAUCUCUUGGUCAGGAAAGUUGUAGGCACCAUCGCCAUUGUAAAUCAUUUGACAGGCCAGAGUGAACAGGGAGACCUAUGAUUGGUCAGCAAUGUAUCAGAUUCCAUACUAGGGGGUGGGGAUGAAAAAACUGAUGUAGUGUUACAUAAUCAGAUUAUUUCAACUUACUUAUCCUGUGGAAAUACAGCUAUAUAGGAGAUAUUUUGAAAUUUAUAAGCGCUGCAUGUUUCAACAUUUUAGAUUUGACCACAAUUUGGCACUUGAAACUAGGUUAACAGAGAAAAACUGUGUGGUUUUCGAUGAAAGUGUUAAGUCUAAUAUUGCAUCAUGAUUACUGUUUUAAAGUAUUUUCGUGUUUGAUUUAUAUUGAAUUCAUCUCAUCUUUUUAAAGAAUGCAUUUAUGUUCAAAAAUAAAAAUGUUCUGUGGAAUUCAAAAUUCAUGUGCUUUUAAAUUAUCGGAUUCCAAACUGGGGGGUGGGGAUGAAAAAGCUGUUGUAGUGUUACAUAAUCAGAUUAUUUCAACUUACUUAUCCUAUGGAAAUACAGCUAUAUAGGAGAUAUUUUAAAAUUGAUAGGCACUGCAUGUUUCAACAUCUUAGAUUUGACCACAAUUUGGCACUUGAAACUAUGUUAACAGAGAAAAACUGUGUGGUUUUCGAUGAAAGUGUUAAAAGUCUAAUAAUGCAUCAUGAUUACUGUUUUAAAGUAUUUUCGUGUUUGAUUUAUAUUGAAUUUAUCUCAUCUUUUUACAGAAUGCAUUUAUGUUCAAAAAUAAAAAUGUUCUGUUUAAUUCAAAAUUCAUGUGCUUUUAAAUUUCUGUCUGAAAUUCCGCAGUUUUCUGAUGUAUUAUAGUGUUUGCAGAAUGCCGCACAGCUCAUCUGAAAAUGCAUAGAUUUUCAUAUUGUUUGGCCAGGGAAUUGCAUAUAUGUUUGUUUAUUAGAUAACAACAGAUUUGUUUAAACUGCAGAAACAUGUGAGGUAUAUAGGACUAAGACUAGUAAUUAUAUGAAUGUAGUGCGAGUUAUAAAUAGACAAUUUUUCCCUUAAUUUUUUUCUCCCCUCUUCCUGCAUUUUUUUGUUGACUUUUUGGUCUAGAAUUGGAGAAAAGGGAUCAAAUUUGCAAUUUCAUAGCGGUUUUGGGUAAUACUGAUGAUAUUACAGCUGAGUGAUAGGGGGUGUAAAGUCUCUUUCUGCAGAGCAAUCAUUGUGUCGGAAGUGAGAUUUUCACCCCAGUCAACCUCAAAUCUGCGUAGCAAAAAAUCUAAAUGGUCAACCCCCUACAAAAUUAUGAUGAGGAGAUUGCCAAAUGUUGUCCCCAUUGUGCCUAUAAAGAUUGGAACCAACGGAAUGUUGAGCAAAAAGCUACAGCCUGUGAUGUUACAGCCAUUUAACAUUGAAGUCAAUGGGCAAAUAAUUGCUAGUCUGAGACCAUAUCGGAUCGUAACUUACUGAAUUAUGGCCCUUGAUUGUAUGAAAAAUCACUUUUUUUUUGAGCUUGUUCUCUGUCCAUCUCUUGCAAAAUGUGGGCGUAUCUUGCAAGGCAACCGCUUGUUUUAAAAUAUUGUUGAAUGUGGGCCAACAAAUAAUUCAUCAGUCGAAAUAGAUUAUAUUAUUUCUUAGUCAAUUAUAUACUUUAAUCCAUUCACUUUAUUUGAAUUGUUCGUUUGUUUGUGAUUUCUGCGUAUUCUGUCUUAUCCAUAUAUUUGUUUUUGUGUAAAUUAUUUGUGGUGCAGCCCCCUGCACUUACUAUUAUAGAUUAGAGGUUUUGAUUUAUAUUCGUAUUCCAAUAUAUCUGAUGUUAAAUUAGACAAAUUAUUAUCUUGUUAUUGCCAAAAUAGUAUUUUUAUACGCCCACAUUUUCAUGUGGACGUAUUAUGCCGUCGCCUCUGUCCGUCCGGACGUCCGUCCGUCCGUCCACAAUUGUUUGUGGACUCUCUACAGGUCACAAUUCUUAUCCGAUUUCGACGAAACUUGAAAUAUAGGUGUAUCCCCAAAAGAUCUCGGCUGCUUUCGAUAUUGGCAUGUAUCGGAUCGAAACUUCAUGGAUUAUGGUCCCUGUUUGUACGAAAAAUCACGUUUUUAGCUUGUGGACCCUAUAGAGGUCACAAUUUUGAUCCGAUUUUGUUGAAACUUGAAAUGUAAGUUUAUAACCCAAAGAUCUCGAUUCCUUUCGAUAUUCGUGCAUAUCGGACCGUAACUUCCUGAAUUAUGGCCCCUGAUUGUACGAAAAAUCACGUUUUUAGCUUGUGGACCCUAUAGAGGUCACAAUUUUGAUCCGAUUUUGUUGAAACUUGAAAUGUAAGUUUAUAACCCAAAGAUCUCGAUUCCUUUCGAUAUUCGUGCAUAUCGGACCGUAACUUCCUGAAUUAUGGCCCCUGAUUGUACGAAAAAUCACGUUUUUAGCUUGUGGACCCUAUAGAGGUCACAAUUUUGAUCCGAUUUUGUUGAAACUUGAAAUGUAAGUUUAUAACCCAAAGAUCUCGGUUCCUUUCGAUAUUCGUGCAUAUCGGACCGUAACUUCCUGAAUUAUGGCCCCUGAUUGUACGAAAAAUCACGUUUUUAGCUUGUGGACCCUAUAGAAGUCAUAAUUUUUACCCGAUUUAAAAAAAACGUAUUAUUAUAUCACCGUUACACCCUAGGGACGACUGAAUUCGAAUUUCGUGAAAAUCGGCCCAAAAUUGACAGACAAAAUGGCCGCCGUUCGUUCUCAAAUAGCGUAAGAAAAUGGUACAUCAAGGUUGUGGACCCUAUAGAGGUCACAAUUUUUAUCCGAUUUUGUUGAAACUUGAAAUGUAAGUUUAUAACCCAAAGAUCUCGGUUCCUUUCGAUAUUCGCGCAUAUCGGACCGUAAUUUCCUGAAUUAUGGCCCCUGAUUGUACGACAAAUCGCGGUUUUAGCUUGUGGACCCUAUAGAGGUCAUAAUUUUUAUCCGAUUUAAAAAACCGUAUUAUUAUAUCACCGUUACACCCUAGGGACGACUGAGUUUGAAUUUCGUGAAAAUCGGCCCAAAAUUGACAGACAAAUUGGCUGCCGUUCAUUCAGUUCCUUUCGAUAUUUGCGCAUAUCGAAUUGUAAUUUCCUGAAUUAUGGCCCUUGAUUGUAGGAAAAAUCACUUUCUUGUUAGCUUGUUCUCUAUCCAUCUCUCGAAAAUGUGGGCAUAUCCUGCCUGGCAGCCGCUGGUUUAAAAAUAAAGUUGUAGGACAGUUUUAUUAUUGACUAUUUAUAUUAUAUGCAUGAUUAUGUAUUUUACAAUGUAAGGUCAAUAGUGAGUAAACACUUCCAGUUGGUCAGAGCACAUGGGAAAAUCCUACCUCCCCCUUUCUAGAUGGGAGUUAGGGUUAGGUAGCGGACCACUCAUGUCUACAUCUUUGUUUCAAAUAAGUAUAUACUAUAAUAUGAUGAUACCAGUCUCUAAGAGAUUGCCAGAAAAGCCUAGAAAGAUUGAUAUAAAUAUUUACAUGUUAUAUUAUUGUCAGUGUGUUAGGGUAACUUAAUACUUUAUAAGGACAUAGAACGAGGUCAAAAUUCAAAUAAUCCAUCUGUUGAAUAGAUUAUAUUAUUUCUUACUCAAUUAUGUACUUAUAGAUAAGAGAUUAUGAUUUGCAUUUCCCUAAUUGUUAUACAUUAUUUAGUUUUUAUUAUACGCCUAUAUUAAACAUUAAUUAGAUAUUUUUAUAUGCCCAUAUUUCAUGUUACAGAACAAAAUUCUAAAUUAUCCAUUUUCCUAAACUUGGAACAUAAACCGUUAUGGGAAUUUGAAUGGGAUCAAGAUUGUUUCGAAAUUUUCGACAUACAAUCAUGGUGUGAUAUGGGGGGAGGGAAGGUGUAUUAUGUCUGUCUGUCCGUUAUGCUAUAGGUCCAAAAUUUAAAUUUUCCCUUUUCCCUAAACUUUAAUGGGGCCAGUUCAUUUCGAAAUUUUAGACAUACAAAUAAAAUAAGGGGGAGGUGGUGGGGUCGAGAUUUUUUCACGCAACCACAUUUUUUAUUUCUUCCAUACCUAUACCCACAUAUUUUAAAAUAUUGUUUAAUGUGGGCCAACUGAUAAUUCAUCAGUCCAAAUAAAUUAUGUCAUUUCUGAAUCAACUAUAUACUUUUGUUUAUAAGAUUUUUACCUGUCACCAGAUAUUGUUUAAUAUGGGCCAACGUAUGCCAGUUAUAAACUUAUACAUGUAGUUAAUAAAUCAUUUACAAAUAAAA